ACGCUUUAACUAUAGAGGCAAGAAAUCAUUUAACACGGCGGAUGUUGUAAAUAAACUUUAAACAGCAAAGUAUUCUGGGAAUUGGAGGCCUAUUGACAACAUAACAGAAGUCUAAAAGGCCAAUGUGAGUGUAUCAGAAACUACAUCCCCCGAAGUGCUCAUUUAAGACGGAAGAACAACGGGCAAUUCUACCCAGAAGUCUUUACGAUUCCGCUCUUCUAGAAGGAAGGUCAUUCUUACAGACAGGGAAGGCAGUAGUCGUUUGCAGAAAUUAAUUUUUGAAUAAUGUUUGGACAAGCUGUUCGUAGGUUUGCUACUUCUGCUAUUCGUAGGUCACAUUAUGAGGAAGGCCCAGGGAAGAAUAUCCCAUUUUCAGUGGAAAAUAAGUGGAGAUUGCUGGGGCUAAUGGUUGUAUUCUUUGGUAGUGGAUUUGCAGCUCCUUUCAUUGUUGUCCGUCACCAGAUGCUCAAGAAAUGAAGAAUUUAAUUUUUCUUCCAGGAACCACAAAAAGGUUCACUAUACUGCUGACCAUAUUUCUGCAUUGGAACAUGGCCAUCAUGACCGAAAAUGGAUGAAAAUUUGUUGCACUUGUCAACCUGUAAAUAAAGCUGUUUAUGGACAUAA
Molecule: messenger RNA, 624 nt
Organism: Polypterus senegalus (gray bichir)
Lineage: Eukaryota; Metazoa; Chordata; Cladistia; Polypteriformes; Polypteridae
Product: cytochrome c oxidase subunit 7C, mitochondrial
Exons: 3
Coding region: 286-477 (63 amino acids)
Biological process (GO): mitochondrial electron transport, cytochrome c to oxygen
Source: RefSeq, a predicted model, not a curated record